Molecule: messenger RNA, 3596 nt
Organism: Lepidothrix coronata (blue-crowned manakin)
Lineage: Eukaryota; Metazoa; Chordata; Aves; Passeriformes; Pipridae
Gene: UBTF
Product: upstream binding transcription factor, RNA polymerase I
Exons: 22
Coding region: 211-2622 (803 amino acids)
Source: RefSeq, a predicted model, not a curated record
GCUUCUGAUCUGCCCUCCAGGGAUUCCCCCCUUUGGGUCCCUCCUCAUGGGGAUCCCCCCAAGCUUCCAUCCUUCUUCCAUGCUUUGGGGUCUCCCCACUGAGGCCUCUCACCUGCUCCCCUCCCUUCCCUGGAGCCGAGCGGGGAGUGAUUUCGGGAAGCGGGCAAGGAGGGAGCCGGCGGGACCGUGCUGGGCACAGGCAGGUGGAGGAUGAACGGCGAAGCCGAGUGCCCUGCAGACUUGGAAAUGACAGCUCCCAAAAACCAAGACCGCUGGUCGCAGGAGGACAUGCUGACCCUCCUGGAGUGCAUGAAGAAUAACCUGCCCUCCAACGACGGGAGCAAGUUCAAAACCACCGAGUCCCACCUGGACUGGGAAAAAGUGGCUUUCAAGGACUUCUCGGGGGAGAUGUGCAAGAUGAAGUGGAUGGAGAUCUCUAACGAGGUGAGGAAGUUCCGGACCCUCACAGAGCUCAUUAUGGAUGCUGAAGAGCACGUGAAGAACCCUUACAAAGGCAAAAAGCUCAAGAAACACCCCGACUUCCCCAAGAAGCCCCUGACUCCCUAUUUCCGCUUCUUCAUGGAGAAGCGGGCCAAGUACGCCAAGCUUCACCCCGAAAUGAGCAACCUGGAUCUCACCAAGAUCCUGUCCAAGAAAUACAAGGAGCUUCCCGAGAAGAAAAAGAUGAAAUACAUCCAGGACUUCCAGCGAGAGAAGCAGGAGUUUGAGAGGAACCUGGCGAGGUUCAGGGAAGACCACCCGGAUCUCAUCCAGAACGCCAAGAAAUCCGACGUCCCCGAAAAACCCAAGACCCCCCAGCAGCUGUGGUACAACCACGAGAAGAAGAUCUACUUGAAAGUGCGUCCAGAUGUGAGUACGGCCACCACGAAGGAGGUGAAAGAGUCGCUGGGCAAGCAGUGGUCUCAACUCUCGGAUAAAAAGAGGCUGAAAUGGAUUCAUAAGGCCCUGGAACAGCGGAAGGAGUACGAGGAGAUCAUGCGGGACUACAUCCAGAAGCACCCGGAGCUGAACAUCAGCGAGGAGGGAAUCACCCGCUCCACCCUCACCAAGGCCGAGCGGCAGCUCAAGGACAAGUUUGACGGACGACCCACGAAGCCACCUCCGAAUAGCUACUCCCUGUACUGUGCAGAGCUGAUGGCCAACAUGAAAGACGUGCCCAGCACCGAGCGGAUGGUGCUGUGCAGCCAGCAGUGGAAGCUGCUCUCCCAGAAGGAAAAGGAUGCAUACCACAAAAAGUGCGACCAGAAAAAGAAAGACUACGAGAUCGAGCUGCUCCGCUUCCUGGAGAGCCUGCCCGAGGAGGAGCAGCAGCGGGUGCUGGGCGAGGAGAAGAUGCUGGGCGGCAACCGGAAAGGGGCGACGAGUCCCGCAUCCAAAAAAUCCUCACCGGAGACCGGCAAGGCCAGCUCCGAGAAGCCCAAACGACCCAUCUCUGCCAUGUUCAUCUUCUCGGAGGAGAAGCGGAAGCAGCUGCAGGAGGAGCGGCCGGAGCUGUCGGAGAGCGAGCUGACCCGGCUCCUGGCCCGCAUGUGGAACGACCUCUCAGAGAAGAAGAAGGCCAAGUACAAAGCGCGGGAGGCGGCGAUGAAGGCGCAGUCAGAGAAGAAACACGGCUCAGAUAAAGAGGAGCGCGGGAAACUGCCCGAGUCUCCCAAAACAGCCGAGGAGAUCUGGCAACAGAGCGUCAUCGGGGACUACCUGGCUCGUUUUAAGAACGACCGGGGCAAAGCGCUGAAGGCCAUGGAGGCCACUUGGAACAACAUGGAGAAGAAGGAGAAGCUGAUGUGGAUCAAGAAAGCGGCGGAGGAUCAGAAGCGAUACGAGAGGGAGCUGAGCGAGAUGCGGGCCCCUCCGUGCUCCACCAACUCCACCAAGAAAAUGAAAUUCCAGGGAGAGCCGAAGAAACCCCCCAUGAAUGGUUACCAGAAGUUCUCCCAGGAACUGCUGUCCAACGGGGAGCUGAACCACCUCCCGCUGAAGGAGCGGAUGGUGGAGAUCGGCAGCCGCUGGCAGCGCAUCUCCCAGGGCCAGAAGGACCACUACAAAAAACUGGCAGAGGAGCAGCAGAAACAGUACAAGGUGCACCUCGACAUCUGGCUCAAGAGCCUCUCGCCCCAGGAGCGGGCUGCCUACAAGGAACACAUUUCCAAUAAACGCAAGAGCAUAGGGAAGAUCCGGGGUCCCAACCCCAAGAUGAAGCCAACGAUGCAGUCCAAGUCGGAGUCAGAGGAUGACGACGAGGAGGAAGAGGAGGAGGAAGACGACGACGAAGACGAGGAUGACGAUGACGACAACGGCGACUCGUCGGAGGAAGGCGGCGACUCCUCGGAGUCCAGCAGUGAGGAGGAGAGCGAGGACGGGGACGAGUGUGAAUGCCGAGUAAGUCACCAGAGUCAAAGCUUUACACCGGUGCAACUGAAAUCAGAGUAUGCUGGAUGGCGCUGGGGCCAGAAACCGUGUCCGUGCCUUGUGCUCGCCACCGGACAGAACGAUGAGGAUGACGAAGAUGAGGAUGAUGAGGAUGAGGAUGACAACGACUCAGAGGGCAGCAGCAGUUCCUCCUCCUCCUCGGGGGACUCCUCCGACUCCGACUCCAACUGAUCCGGCCAAGCUCUUCGUAACGUCGUUUGGUUUCUUGGUUUCGGUCCCAAAUCCCACUCGCAGCCCCCCAAAAUCCUUCCUCUGCUUCCUCCUGACCCCCUGGGCGAGACACAGCCCCCCCGUGGGACCCCCAACACGAGGAACAGGGGUCGGGGGGACCCCUCCACCAAGCUCACACUACGGAGGGGGAUCAGGGGGCUGCCCCCCCCGGCUGGGGGGCAAGGAGGGGGCCCCCCAUCCCUCCCCCCCGCUUUACUCCCGGGGGGAAGUGAUUUAUUUUUUUUUUAAAUUUCAUUCUUUUCGGGGAGGGGGGCAUCCCUACCCCCAUCACCCCUUCGCUACCAGCUCCGGACUUUAUAGAAAGAGAAGAAAAACACACAGGAAAACAAAAAAACACAAAACAAAAAAAAAGAAACAAACAACAGCACCCCCCCCUCCCCCAACACACCUUUUUUUUUAAUUAAAAAACCCAGAAACGGAGAAAAAAAAUAUCCCCCCCUCCCCGCGCAGCCCCUCCGGCAGCGGGCGCGGAGCACGAGCCGAGGCGCUCAGGACUCAGCCGAUGGGACAAUGUCUCCUUUUGCAACCUCCCCCACCCCUCUGUGCACCCCUCCUCCCCCCCAAAAAUCCCCCCCUUGUACAGUCUGGAAGCUGCACCGGGAGCUGCCCGGGAACUCUGCAUCCACGGCACUUGGGAACGCCGGCCACGGCCCGGACCGUGCCCACCCCCCUGCCCCGGCACGGCCCCGAUUUGGUGGGGGGUGGGAUGGGGGGGGGAGGUUGAAGGGAGGGGAGAGUGUGUGUGCGAGCGUGCGAGUGUGUGCCAGGGUGGGGGGCACCCGGGGGCUCAGCGUGACCAAGGGGGGGGCGCGGGGUCCCCCCCGCUCUGUUGUCGGUGGUUGUUGUGCCGUUGUAUUUUAUUUUAUUUUUUUGUUUGUUUUUUUUUUUCCUUUUUAUAAAACGAGAAAGAUCCA